Molecule: messenger RNA, 1522 nt
Organism: Camellia sinensis
Lineage: Eukaryota; Viridiplantae; Streptophyta; Magnoliopsida; Ericales; Theaceae
Product: metacaspase-1
Biological process (GO): proteolysis
Cellular component (GO): cytoplasm
Molecular function (GO): cysteine-type endopeptidase activity
Source: RefSeq, a predicted model, not a curated record
CAACGGACUCUCUCUCUCUCUCUCUCUCUCUCAUCCCCUUAUAUUGACGAUGAAAGUUUGGAACACUCUCCGGUAAAGCCCCUCUCCUAAUAAAUAUCUUCAACAUUCCAAUUUUACCCUCCAUAUUCCCUUGAAUUCUCCAAAAUUACCAUCCGCCAUGUUCAUGCUCGUCAACUGCUCUCACUGCCAUACCCCUCUGCAGCUGCCUCCAGGUGCCAGAUCGAUUCGCUGCGCUAUUUGCCAAGCCAUCACUCACCUCGCCGAUCCCCGCACCAUUCCGCCGCCGCCGUCGUCGGAGUUUCCGCCGCCGUCGGAGUUGCCCUCCCCUCCUCCUCCGCCGUCUCCGUACAACCACACCCCGCCGGGUCCUCCGCCAUCGGCGCACGGGAGGAAGAAGGCCGUGAUCUGUGGGAUAUCGUAUAAAUACUCGAGGCACGAACUCAAGGGUUGUAUAAACGACGCCAAGUGUAUGAAAUUUCUCUUGAUCAACAAGUUUCAAUUCCCCGAGGCUUCCGUUCUCAUGCUCACCGAGGAAGAAACUGAUCCAUACAGAAUUCCAACUAAACAAAAUAUGCGGAUGGCAUUAUAUUGGCUCGUACAAGGCUGCCAACCGGGUGACUCCCUUCUGUUUCACUAUUCUGGUCAUGGUUCUCGGCAAAGGAACAUUAGUGGUGAUGAAGUUGAUGGUUAUGAUGAAACUUUGUGUCCUCUGGACUUCGAAACUCAGGGUAUGAUUGUCGAUGAUGAAAUCAAUGCAACAAUUGUUAGGCCUCUUCCUUAUGGCGUUAAACUUCAUGCAAUAAUAGAUGCUUGCCACAGCGGCACUGUAUUAGAUUUACCAUUCCUUUGCAGAAUGAACAGGAUGGGCCAGUAUGUAUGGGAGGACCAUCGCCCUCAAUCAGGUGUAUGGAAAGGAACGAAUGGCGGUGAAGUCAUUUCCUUCAGUGGUUGUGAUGAUGAUCAAACCUCUGCUGAUACAGCUGCUCUUUCUAAAAUCACUUCAACAGGUGCGAUGACUUUCUGUUUCAUUCAAGCCAUUGAGCGUGGGCAUGCGACAACAUAUGGAAGCGUACUGAAUUCUAUGCGUACUGCUAUCCGAAGUGUGGGGAAUGACGUUGGAGGUGGUGUGGCAACAUCCCUUCUCAGCAUGCUUUUGACAGGAGGCAGUGUCAGUGGUGGUGGCUUGAGACAGUUUGCGUGCAUGCCUGCGUGGAAGAAUGGCCUUCCUCUUAGUCCUCUGCUGGGUGUGGUGUGAUUGGGAACUGAACUUGUGGAGAAAUGGGGAACUGGAGUUGUUCUCAGUCAUGGAUGAGAGCAGCUGAAUAUGGGAUUCUAGAGUGAAAAAUAAUAUAUAUUGUUUCGAACCAUGGUUGUUGGAUUCUUAUGAUUUACUAUUUGAUACAAAUUUCAACCAAAACAAUUCAAAUCAUGUUGUUAAAUCUUGAGUUGAGUGAAUCAUACGAUUCACUGCAAUUUAAUUCUAUUUGCAUAAUGCACGAAAUAACUUGGGUUGCGUUUGGUA